Molecule: messenger RNA, 645 nt
Organism: Populus nigra (black poplar)
Lineage: Eukaryota; Viridiplantae; Streptophyta; Magnoliopsida; Malpighiales; Salicaceae
Exons: 1
Coding region: 76-417 (113 amino acids)
Source: RefSeq, a predicted model, not a curated record
CUGGAGUCCUUGAGGUAAAGCCUGAGACUUCUUUUAUCUCACCUCUCUUCCUGAGGCUGCUAGAUCUUUCAAUUCAUGGCUGCGACUACCUCCACGAAUUGCUCUAGCUUCUUCAGCCUGCGUUCAAAUUCUGUUGAGCCAAGGGUCCGUACCACAUCCAGUCAUGGCUCGUCACCGGGGUGUGGAAAGCUUGAUGGGGUAGCUAUGUGGUUCAUCAAUGGUGUGGCAAGUGCGUUUUUUGCAUCCUUGGAGAGAUGUUCCUGCAUCCGUAUUGCCACUGAGGAUGAUGGUGAUGAAGCUAACGAUGCACCCUUGAUUCUCAAUGAUGGAAACAUGAGGCACCUUGAAGGUGGCACUAUUAGCCGGAGAAGGACAGGGAAAGGCAAGAGGAGUGCUAGGGCAUUUGAUGAGGACUGAAUUUCUGCAUGGGUUUGCUUCAGCAAACUUGCAAAGAACGUUCAUUUUGGUAAGUCAUGGGGUUUUGGGAUGUGUGAGGUUGGUUUGCUUCUUCUUUUUGUUCUUGGAAAGGUUGGGAAAUGGUAAAGUUAAGGACAGUUGUGUUUGAUGGUCUGAUCUCUUAUGAGUUAUGAUACUUUGAUCAAUUAUAAUAUAUAUGGAAACAAUUCAAUAACAGAAUUCAAAUUA